Molecule: messenger RNA, 2522 nt
Organism: Megalops cyprinoides (Indo-Pacific tarpon)
Lineage: Eukaryota; Metazoa; Chordata; Actinopteri; Elopiformes; Megalopidae
Product: heat shock protein HSP 90-alpha 1
Exons: 11
Coding region: 172-2355 (727 amino acids)
Biological process (GO): cellular response to heat; protein stabilization; protein folding
Cellular component (GO): nucleus; perinuclear region of cytoplasm; myelin sheath
Molecular function (GO): ATP-dependent protein folding chaperone; ATP binding; disordered domain specific binding
Source: RefSeq, a predicted model, not a curated record
AGAGACUUCUGGAAGCUGCGGUGCUUCUCGAACUGUCUGUACACCAAGUAUAUGAUAUUCAUAACCGGGAACGCCGAUUAUCAUUAGCCAACCAGUAGCUGCAGGUGGAAAGGCAUCCGGUGGUGCUCGAUCCAAGUGGAAUCUUCGUUACUUAGCUAAUAAGAAAACAAGAUGCCCGAAGCACACGAUCAACCCAUGGAGGAGGAAGUGGAGACCUUUGCCUUCCAGGCAGAGAUCGCCCAGCUGAUGUCCCUGAUCAUCAACACUUUCUACUCCAACAAAGAGAUCUUCCUUAGGGAACUCAUCUCCAACUCCUCAGACGCUCUGGACAAAAUCCGAUAUGAAAGCCUCACAGAUCCAUCCAAGCUGGAUUCUGGGAAAGACCUCAAGAUCGACAUUGUUCCCAACAAAGAGGAGCGCACCCUGACCCUCAGAGACACUGGCAUUGGAAUGACCAAGGCUGACCUGAUCAACAACCUGGGCACCAUCGCCAAGUCAGGCACCAAGGCUUUCAUGGAGGCCCUGCAGGCUGGGGCCGACAUUUCCAUGAUUGGCCAGUUUGGCGUGGGCUUCUACUCAGCCUACCUUGUGGCAGAGAAGGUGACAGUUAUCACUAAGCACAACGAUGACGAACAGUACGCCUGGGAAUCCUCUGCUGGGGGCUCCUUCACUGUCAAAGUGGACUCAUCUGAGCCACUGGGCCGCGGAACAAAGGUGAUUCUGCAUUUGAAGGAGGACCAGACAGAAUACCUCGAAGAACGAAGGGUGAAAGAAAUUGUAAAGAAGCACUCCCAGUUCAUUGGAUACCCCAUUACACUGUUUGUGGAAAAGGAGCGUGAUAAGGAGGUGAGUGAUGAUGAGGCAGAGGAGGAGAAGGAAAAGGAGGAAAAGGAUGAAAAGAGUGAGGAGGACAAGCCCGACAUUGAAGAUGUGGGCUCCGACGAGGAGGAGGAUGAGAAGAAGAGCUCUGACAAAAAGAAGAAGAAGAAGAUCAAGGAGAAGUACAUUGACCAGGAGGAGCUGAACAAGACCAAGCCCAUCUGGACAAGGAACCCUGAUGAUAUCACCACAGAGGAAUACGGCGAGUUCUACAAGAGUCUGACCAAUGACUGGGAGGACCACCUGGCUGUGAAACACUUCUCAGUUGAGGGCCAGCUCGAGUUCAGGGCUCUCCUCUUUGUGCCAAGGCGUGCCCCUUUUGAUCUGUUUGAGAACAAGAAGAAGAAGAACAACAUCAAGCUCUAUGUGCGCAGAGUCUUCAUCAUGGACAACUGCGAUGAGCUCAUUCCAGAAUACCUCAAUUUCAUCAAAGGCGUGGUGGACUCAGAGGACCUUCCCCUGAACAUCUCCAGAGAGAUGCUGCAGCAGAGCAAAAUCCUCAAGGUGAUUCGCAAAAACCUGGUGAAGAAGUGCCUGGAGCUCUUCACAGAGCUUGCUGAGGACAAGGACAACUACAAGAAGUACUAUGAGCAAUUCUCCAAGAACAUUAAGCUCGGAAUCCAUGAGGACUCACAGAACCGCAAGAAAUUGUCAGAGCUGCUGAGAUACUACACUUCUGCCUCAGGGGACGAGAUGGUGUCCCUCAAGGACUAUGUCACUCGCAUGAAGGACAAUCAGAAGCACAUCUACUAUAUCACUGGUGAGACGAAAGACCAGGUGGCCAACUCGGCCUUUGUGGAGCGCCUCCGCAAGGCAGGCCUUGAGGUGAUCUACAUGAUCGAGCCCAUUGAUGAGUACUGCGUCCAGCAGCUCAAAGAAUUUGAGGGUAAGAACCUGGUGUCCGUGACCAAGGAGGGCCUGGAGCUGCCGGAGGAUGAGGAGGAGAAAAAGAGGCAGGAGGAGAAGAAGGCCCAGUUCGAGAACCUCUGCAAGAUCAUGAAGGACAUCUUGGAGAAGAAGGUUGAGAAGGUUGCAGUCUCCAACCGCCUGGUGUCCUCGCCCUGCUGCAUCGUCACCAGCACCUAUGGCUGGACUGCCAACAUGGAGAGGAUCAUGAAGGCCCAGGCCCUCAGAGACAACUCCACCAUGGGCUACAUGGCUGCCAAGAAGCACCUGGAGAUCAACCCUGAACACCCCAUCAUCGAGACACUCAGGCAGAAGGCCGAGGCUGACAAGAAUGACAAGUCUGUGAAGGACCUGGUCAUCCUGCUCUUUGAAACCGCCCUUCUGUCCUCUGGCUUCACACUGGACGACCCUCAGACACACUCAAACCGCAUCUACAGGAUGAUCAAGCUUGGCCUGGGUAUUGACGAGGAUGACAUGUCCACAGAGACAGAAACUGGCUCUGCAACCAUUGAGGACAUGCCCCCACUGGAAGGUGAAGACGAUGCAUCCAGAAUGGAGGAAGUCGACUAAAUAUUCUAAAUGCCAUUCAGUGCUGGCUGGUUAGAAAUCUAGAGUACCAAGUGGUUACUGCAUGGAUUUUUAACCAUUCUGAAAUGCGUAUAUAUCCAUGUGACUAGUUUUGAAGCUUAAAAAAUUCCAUUCCUGUUGUAAUUCAAGAACACCCCCUGACAUUGUUU